This is a messenger RNA of Dipodomys spectabilis (banner-tailed kangaroo rat), 2280 nucleotides long. Its product is annotated as collagen alpha-1(I) chain-like. The transcript has 2 exons. The coding region runs from base 1 to 2280 and encodes 759 amino acids. The record is from RefSeq and is a predicted model, not a curated record. Lineage: Eukaryota; Metazoa; Chordata; Mammalia; Rodentia; Heteromyidae.
AUGGCAGUGGGCUACCCGCCACCCUACCCUGUGCACACAGGCUCCCCCUCACCUCACGCCGGCAGCCUCGGCAGCCCAGGACCACGUCUGGGGCAUUCACUAUUGACUCAGUUAUCUCGUAAGUCAAAUAUGACUUCUCUUGUAACUGACACGGGUUCUCACCUGCAGCCAGCGCCUGAGCUGCGCCAAGGCUCUGCCCGGAGGAAGGGGCCUGGCACCCGCUUUGCUGCAGUCCCCACUGUGCCCUGCCGUCUCCUGUCCGCCCAGACGCUCCCACUCACACCCCUUCAGGGCCCUGUGGGGCUCAGGCGUCGCUUCCCAGCCCCUUCUGCACUCAGUGGGCUCCCAGCUUGCUGCUGCCCCUUCCCAGAGCCUUUGCGUGGUCCUCCCUGCCGUGCCCCCUCCCCCGCCCCACCCCCAGCCUCAGGGAACAACCUGCUUCUCCACAGCACUGUCUGCCAUGCCCACGCUGCAUCAGGCCUCAAGAGCCCCAGCCAGGCGUUGGCCACGCCCACCAAGGCCACACCCCACGAAGCCACGCCCACACGGAAAUCUCACGCCGGCGAGGCCACGCCCGCAAACGCCACGCUCCUUAGACGGUCACGCUUCCCCAAACCACGCCCCCCGGCGACCACGCCCCCCUACCCGGGAAUCCGGGUCCGCAGCGCCCCCUCCCCCGCCAGCGGGGCCGGGGCGGGCUCCGCGUCAGCUGCACGGGCUCAGCCCGCCGCCGCCCGCGGCGCCGCCGCCGCCGCAGCGCCCGGGAAACUGCGCGGGGACCAGGUGUGGCCGCGAAGUUUUCUUCGGGAAAGUGAAUCAGACUGGGUGCGCCCCGACUCCUCGGCGGCUGCUCUCCCAGAGUCCCUGUGGGCAAGGAGCUCCCCUUCCUCGUCCCCCACCCCCAAGACAACACGCCCGACCCCAGGCCACAGCCCUCCCCUGGUACAAGGGAGAACCCGAACUUUGGCUGGUUUUGCUCACGAGCCCAUUUCCGCUUCCAGUGCCGGGAAAGGCGCGCGGCCCGGCGCGGGGCAGCUCGGGGCUCGGCGGGGGCGCCGGCGCUCCCGGACCCCGGGUUCUGCGCGGCGGCUCGGCGGCAGGUGCCUUGCUGGAGGCCGAGGGCUAGGAGCCCGCCGGGCAGGUGGCAGCCAUCCGGGCCUACAGGGCCCCAGACCGACCGCGAAGCCGGGGUGCGAGGUGCGGGGUCCUGCGCUCCCGGGCGGGCGCCCCGGCGGACACCCCGGCGGCCCCGCUUCUCCCCGAGCCGCGCGAUCCCACGGCCCUCCCGGGCGCACACUCACCAAUCUCCGGUCGAGUCGCGUCCAGGCGCGGCGGCCCGGGGCUGGGGGCUCCCCGACACCCCCAGCCCGGGCUGCCUCCUCCGAGACGCCGCGAUCGGCCGCGGGCUGGAGGCCCGGGAGUCUGGACGGAGGAGCGCACGGGGACCCGGCCGGGGCGGUGGGGAGCUCGGCCAGGACGCGCGGAGCGCAGCGGGAGGGGCCGCCGGGGCGCGGCGUCGCCCAGAGGCCUGGGCUCCGGGAGGUGCCGCCCACGGCCCGCCCUCCGGACCCGAGAGGCGAUAGCCGAAGGCCCGCCUACCGAACCCCAGAGGCGCCUCCCCCGACUCGCCCUCCGGACUCCCCCCCCCAUCACCGCCACGACCCCCACGCUCGGUGGGAGAAGCAGAUGCGAAUAAAGACGAGGCCCCGAACGCCGCCCCCUCCCGAGGGCUCUGGGGAGGGGGGUGGAGGGGGCGUCGAGUCUCCAGCCCGGAGUCUCAGACAUCGUGGGGUCCCCUGCACCCCUCCGCCGGGCGGGCGCACAGCACGGGGCGGUAGACUCACCUUUCCGCUUCGGUGGGGCGGCCGCCGCCUUCCUCCCGUCCCGGGCCGGGCUCGAGGUGUCGGGGCGCCCCCAGGCCGGUGCCCCGCGGGCCGGGCUGCGGCGGGGAAGCAGGAAGCCGUCGGGUCGGCGGGGCCCCGCGGGGCUCCCCACCCCCGCCCGGCCCGGCCCGGGUGGAGCGCGUUCCAGUUCCCGGGGCGCGCGCGCGGGCUCGGGGCGGCCGGCCGGGUCCCGCCGGAACGGGGCGCGGGGCGUCCUGGGCGCGGCCGCCAGCUCUCCCGGCCGGUCUCCAGCCGGCCUUCUGCCGCGGCCCCGGCUCGGCUCCCCGCGGCGGGCGGCGUGACCCCAGCGCCGGGUCGCCUCUCACCUGCGGCUCUGCCCGCCCCGCCUGGAGGUUUGGCGGCCCCAGGCCCGACGACCCCGGGCGGGCGGGACUGA